AUGCCAGCCAAUUUGCAUGAUGACAAGAGCAUACCGUUUGCAGACCAGUCUCCGUGUGUCCAGCGAGACAGCGAGCUCUCUGAUAAGUUUGUGCCCACGCUGUACAUGCGCGCAUAUGUCGACAAGCAGGGCAACCCUCCCAGCCAGCAGGACAUUGAGCUGAUCAUCGACCACCUAUCCUGGUGUAUCUCCGGAGACCCCCGAUCAGCCCAACAGAACGCCACCAUCGACAGCCAGACUCGUGGACACACCAGCGCUGCUGAGAUCAAGCAAGGUCGUCACCGCUACCUUGGGCGCCAGAUUCGUGCCGAGCGCAUUGAAACGUUUUGUGAGGCGGUAGAUCGAAAUCUGCUCCAACACAACCCUGACAGAGGCAGUAGCAAGUCGGUCGUGAACAAUCCCUUCAAGUAUUUUGGGGUCACCAGCCAUCCUCAUCGCCGCAUGAACCAGCAUGCUUCGCAAAAAUCUACCAACCGCAUCAUGACGCUAGUCACCAACGUCGGCAAAUAUUUGAAGUCUGAAGGAUCGAUGACACGCAGCUACGAAACCAAAAGCUACACAAUCUGCCAUAUGGCGGACGAAACGGAGUAUCGGCUGAGCGAGGAACUCUUCUGCCAAAUGGGUGGAGGAUACUAUUACACUGGCCGGGGCUUCAACAUCGCAAAAGCUGAUUCGGCAAGCUCUGGUGACUUGGGUGAAACCACUUUCUGCAAUGGCACCGAGCAAUGGGCAGCGCUUCCCAAUGAAAAGACCGCCACUGCGACUACUGACAUGAACCGUGAGCAUGACCAAGUACUACGUACGGUGAGCGACAAUGGCGACCGGCGGCUUGUCUAUGGCUCCGCAUACGCGGCGAUCGGACGGACAAUAUUGGACGAGUCUGAGAAGAUCAAGCGCGAGCUGGACGAGGAAGACGAAGUUCUUGUUGAGGCGUCGGUUGUGGUGUGA
This is a messenger RNA of Alternaria triticimaculans, 948 nucleotides long. RefSeq lists its product as uncharacterized. The record is from RefSeq and is a predicted model, not a curated record. Lineage: Eukaryota; Fungi; Ascomycota; Dothideomycetes; Pleosporales; Pleosporaceae. The coding region runs from base 1 to 948 and encodes 315 amino acids. The transcript is spliced from 3 exons.